Aspergillus alliaceus is the source of this 1041-nucleotide messenger RNA. RefSeq lists its product as uncharacterized. Bases 1 to 1041 code for a protein of 346 amino acids. Lineage: Eukaryota; Fungi; Ascomycota; Eurotiomycetes; Eurotiales; Aspergillaceae. The transcript has a single exon. The record is from RefSeq and is a predicted model, not a curated record.
AUGCCGACGGUCCUGUUACCGUCGUCGGCCGCUGCUUUUGCGCCACGGUCUUCGCCGAACGUGGUGUUGAACACUAGAAUCGAGCCAUGGUUGACCGCGACAUUGAAACGAGUUAGCCGAGUCAAGCGACCUCUAAACAACGUGACGCAGCAUACGAAAUGUCUGACGGAAACCCUGUCCUCAUCUAAUGCCAUUUGGACCCUCUGCUCCAUGAUGUUCCCCAAGGCCCCCGACUCGGAGCUCAGGAAGGAUGAAAACCCCCUGGUGGAGGCACUGUUCAACUAUCAAAUGAUUCACAUCGAGGCGUACGUAGUGCAUGUUGACAUGGUGUCCCGAAAUGAGGUUGCCUUCAAAUUGACGCCAGAAACAAUCGAAACGUUGGUCGACUUCCACAAGGACAUUUACUCCAUUGACAGCGCCACUAGCACCUGGGACUGGUCUGAAAAGGAGAGCCAGUUGAAGAAAUUGCAGGAGGAGUUUGUCCAAGCUGCCAACAAGUUCGUUUAUCGCACCAGUGCGCAAGCGAUUGAAGGGCUUGAGGAGGACGGCGCAGGUGAGCUGCUUGGUGGCCGAAGUGAGGAAGCAAAAGCCGCAAUAUCCGCUCUUUUUGUUCCGUUGCUUCCCCCACCUCCACGAGUGGUCGACGUGCUUCGCUCAACACCUGUUCUCCCCAGUUCCACUGGUCCUGAGACGUGGUGGCAUGACCAUAUGCAGCAGCCUGUGACGAUGGACUCGUGGAAAGUACUGCCAUCCAGCCCAGCAACGGCCAGUACAGGGGACUCUAAUCCUAAUAUGUGGACCAGCCUGAACAAUAUGAAUGAGUUUGCAUACGCUUCUCCGACGCCGUCCUACAUCCAACCGUACACCACUUCGCCCUACAACGCGACACAGUACUAUAGCACCGUUGCGACGUCCGCCGCACUUGCUGCGCUCCCAUUGCCAAGCAUGUUGGUACAACCCUGCAGCACUGCGGCGAAUAUGAUAGGAUUUGGGUGGGGGGAUCGAUACCAAGACCUUGCGCUGUACGGGACUACCAUGUAA